This is a messenger RNA of Oenanthe melanoleuca, 1662 nucleotides long. RefSeq lists its product as uncharacterized. Gene Ontology annotation, cellular component: cytoplasm. The record is from RefSeq and is a predicted model, not a curated record. Gene Ontology annotation, biological process: N-acylphosphatidylethanolamine metabolic process. Gene Ontology annotation, molecular function: glycerophospholipid phospholipase A1 activity; A2-type glycerophospholipase activity. Bases 151 to 1251 code for a protein of 366 amino acids. The transcript has 7 exons. Lineage: Eukaryota; Metazoa; Chordata; Aves; Passeriformes; Muscicapidae.
GGUAUUUAUAGUGAUAGAAUGGGAUCUCGUUCACGGCAGCAGUGGGGCAGGCGCUGGGCUGCCCUGCACAGCCCUCGCCUCCCCGCUGCGCUCUGCCCUGCGCUCAGCCUGCCCAGAUACAGCUGUGCCUCCUGACUGCCCGCUCCUGAGAUGGAACAGGACAAUAGGAACCCCCAGCCUGGGGACCUGAUCGAGAUCGACCGGCCUUUUCAUCAGCACUGGGCCCUCUACAUGGGCGAUGGAUAUGUCAUCCACUUGACACCUGAAGAUAAAUGGGAGGUUGAACAGGAAGGUCUCAGGGUGCAAGAAUUCAUCAGAGCAGUGAAGAAGGAGCUCCUGGUGAACGUGGCUGGAAAGAAUCAAUGGCAGGUCAACAACAAAUCUGAUAAGCAGCACAAUCCUCUCCCAGUGGAAAAGAUCAUCUCACAUGCUAAAGCUUAUAUCGGCAAGGAGGUGACAUACCGUUCGUUUGGCAGCAACUGUGAGCGCUUUGUGAAAAAACUUCGCUAUGGAGAGGCAUUCUCUGAGCAGGAUCCGUGUUGUUGCCUUGACUUUGUGAAUGGGAUUGCUGGAGUGAAAUCCAGAGAGAAGACCAAUGAUGGGCCAUCAGGAAAGAAGGCUUUUUUAGAUGCUGAAAUGCACUGUCAUGGUAUAACUAAUGAGAGGGGCUCCCCAAAGCCUGGGGACCUGAUUGAGAUCAAGCGUCCACUUUACCAGCACUGGGCCAUCUAUGUGGGAGGUGGAUAUGUCAUCCAUGUGACACCUGUAGGUGAAAAAUUACCACCCACAUUAGCCAGUAGUGUUUCAUUAGUCAAAAGAAGGGCGAAGGUGAAGAAGCAGCUCCUGCGAGAUAUGAUUGGAAAUUAUAAAUGGCGUGUCAACAACAAAUAUGACCUGUACCGCAAGCCUUUCCCUGUGGAGGAGAUCAUCCGGCGUGCUGAGCGCGAGAUUGGCAAGGUGGUGCUGUAUCGUUUGUUGUACAGGAACUGUGAGCACUUUGUGACCAAGGUCCGCUAUGGAGAGGCAGUCGCUGAGCAGGUCAUGACAAAACUUGAUUAUAUCCAUAACUUUUCUGCCGCAGCGACUGUGACAGGACUGAUAGGACUUAGUUUUGUUCCCAGUGGUGCUCUUAUAGCUUCUGUUUGUACUCUUGCCUGUGUUUGUUUCGCUUGCAACCGUAUUGCUCAUUUUCACAUUUGUGCCGAAUUCAGAAAGCCAGGAAGAGAUAUACUAGAAAAGAGCUGCUGUUAGGAAGAGCUCAAGGGAUACAUGGAUUCCAUGAUCCCUGUCCAGCUUUUGCUACAAGUGUAAUCAAGAUUUGCUAGCAACUGCAGUGAUAAUUAAAAUUCUUACUGAAAUGUUAAAAUUGAAACACAUCUUGCCUAAAAUCCACUUUUAUCUAUUUGAGUAUUGCUUUGUAUGCAGAUUCAACUGCUCAGACUUGCUUCUUUCUGUAAUCCAAUUAGAUUUAAUAAGACAAGAAUGUCACCAUUCUAGAUGACACCAGCAGAACUAGCCUAGUUUUCACACCUGCUUUGAUUUCACUGUCUGAGAUAAUUUUUGUGGUAGUCCCCAAGUACUUGCAACCAAAUUUUCUAUUCCAUAUGACUGUUUGUGAUAUAUGUAUGCGUGAAUAAUACAUAAUAAAGUUUGAGUCUGGAA